Messenger RNA from Tuber melanosporum (Perigord truffle), 2293 nucleotides. RefSeq lists its product as uncharacterized. NCBI's taxonomy places the organism in Eukaryota, Fungi, Ascomycota, Pezizomycetes, Pezizales, Tuberaceae. The transcript has 4 exons. The record is from RefSeq and is a predicted model, not a curated record. Bases 319 to 2055 code for a protein of 578 amino acids. Gene Ontology annotation, molecular function: ubiquitin protein ligase activity. Gene Ontology annotation, cellular component: cytoplasm. Gene Ontology annotation, biological process: ubiquitin-dependent protein catabolic process.
GCGGGAGAAGAGGAAGAAGCUUUUUGCUCGUCUCCCUACAGCAUACCGGUAACGGUACGGUAGUAUACACCUUAACUUUAUUCUAUUUCCCCCCUCCCCCCCAAGAGCUUGGCCGUACGUCAAAUACGGGUAGCCGUCCCGCGGUGAUCAUCAUACUUAUCUUAUCAUCAAGAUCGGGAUCACCAUCGUCAUCAAACCACAAACAUCACCCCACAUCGACAUCACGAGAUUCCUCCCUAAAACUCAAACCCCCUCUGCCUGCGCUUAUUUUCCUGUUCUAUUUUGUCUACUAUUUCUGCCAUCUAGAUAAUUUCCGUUAUGCCUCUCACAUUAACGCGCACCUUGGUUCUUUUGCUCUCUCUAUUGUCCCUGUUUUGCCUGUUUCUCUAUGUUUCUUUAACGAAUCUCUCCUCCGCUUCAUCUUCUGGCCGAAACCGUCAGUCAGCCACAAAUUUUCUGUUCCCGUCCACGGCAAUAAUAUCACUCAGCGAUGACAAUUCUACCUUUUUCCUCUCCCGACCUGCAGCGUUCGGCCCCCCAUUGCCCAAGUCCGGGCUCAAAGGAGAGCUGUUUGUGCUUGAGGAAGGGCAGCUAGCUUGCGAUGAUACACCUGGCUGGGAUCCAUCUUCCUCGCCACCCGUUCCCAUGGUUGGAGAGGACGGUACCGAUGAUUUUGACUACGCUCCCAAGUCCUUGGUUGCCACCAUUACAAAACCUGGAGGUGCCCACGCCGAUAUCGAGAGUUUACAGCAGAGCGCUGAGAUAGAGGGGAAAAUUGUGCUUGUUGCUCGGGGUGGUUGCGGCUUCUUGGAGAAAGUGCUAUGGACUCAACGGCGGGGCGGGGUGGCUUUGAUUGUUGGGGACUACAAACGAUCCGGGGGUACUAUUGGUGGCGGGGCUUUGGUGACUAUGUAUGCUAAGGGCGACACCAGCAACAUUACCAUUCCGUCGACCUUCACCACGUAUACUACCGCAAAAUUAUUGACGACUCUACUCCCUAAGCAUGUGUCACUACCACUCACGAGGCCCAAUACUCUGGGCCCAGUAGCGGGGCCUGAGCCGAAGGGUGGGGAAGGUAAAAGAAUUGAGGGGGGGGAGAAAGCUGGACUUCGGCUUAAGCGGCCGUUGGAGGAAAGGAAUCGAGCUCCUCCGGAGCUGCAACCAGCUGGUGCGCCUGCGAAAUCCGAAAAGACUACCAUCACCACAUUUAUCGGGAAAACAGCUACUCCAACAUCGCCUCCUGCGGGCCCUGACAUUCAUGUGGAUUCGUCACAUAGACCUCCCAUGUCUGGUGAAUUGGGCGGCAUAGUAUUUGUGGUCGACCCGGAUGAAGGAAAACCUGGGGACGAGAACAGUGACAGGGGUGGUGACAAGGAUGGUGACAUCGAAAAGGACGGCCUCUGGAUUACUCUUACACCGACCUCCAUGAGUUCUUCACCAUUUUUCGACACCCUAUUGGUGUUGGUGAUUAGCCCGUUAGUUACCUUAACCAUCGUCUAUGCCCUUCUGCUUGCUCGCUCCGUGAUUAGGAGGAGGAGAUGGAGAGCCCCUAAGAGUGUGGUUGAAAGGCUUCCUGUGAGGACCUAUCAAUCGACACCAUCAACCUCAACACCCCGAACACCCCCUCCUCCCCCCACUCGGAGGCCGUUGUCGCUUCCACCGCGAAGUAACCGUGAGCGAAAUGUCGGUAAUGUUAGCAGCGGUCGAGUCUUAUCUACCCCUAGCGCGCCGGAAAAUCAGAACAAGGAAUUCAUCCAUCAAUCCCCCCCGUGCUCAGGCUACCAGGGAGGUUCAGUGGAAUGUGUUGUCUGUCUUGAGGAAUACGUCGACGGUGUUAGCAGGGUCAUGAGAUUACCCUGUGGCCACGAGUUCCAUGCUGGUUGCAUAACACCAUGGCUUACUACAAGACGGAGGACAUGCCCCAUCUGCAAGGGGGAUGUGGUGAGAGGCGCCGCGGCAGGGGGUCCGGGACCAAGCUGGGGCCGACACAGCGAUGUUGGUGAGGCUUCGGAACGAACGCCACUUGUGAUAAGGGACGGUGAGGAGGAGGUUUAGGGACAUGGAGUUUGUGUUUUCUUUACUAGCUUUUGCAUUGUCUUUUUGCUUGCGGUGUAUGGUUUGUUGGUUGUGGGAUUCUUUCUUUUUGCGAUACCGAGCUGGGUGACUUGUAAAUGGAAACUUGGGCGCUGCUAUUCACUGGUGUGCGGAUUGUCACUUGACGUGCGGCUUUGACGGUAGCUGAGGAAAGCUAAUGCAUAUUACCUGGUGAAAUAGAGCAUCAGAUAUAGUGAUU